Maudiozyma saulgeensis is the source of this 2535-nucleotide messenger RNA. The record is from the annotation of a GenBank genome assembly. Lineage: Eukaryota; Fungi; Ascomycota; Saccharomycetes; Saccharomycetales; Saccharomycetaceae.
AUGACUGACGUUGAUACUCCAAAGACAAAUGAAGGCACUGCAAGAGUCUUCCCAAAGAUGAGUGAAUCUUUUUUCUCUGAUAAUGAAUCCUCUGCUACCGAUGAAUCUGUUGUUGAAGAUAAUAUUGAAAAUGAUGAUACUUUCGUUAAUGAGGCAGAGAAUGAUGGAUUUGUUAGUACUCAUAAUGGUGCAAAUCCUGUGAAGAAACCUAACAGAUCUAUUAGAUCAAGAAAGAAGACUGCAAAUGAUGCAAUGAAUAUGUUGGCCCAAAAGGAUCAAAGUUUCUUGAACCAUGCAAAUACCGAUAUCCCAGCUGAUUUUCAACCUGAUACAGUUUCAGGUAUGUUUAGAUCCCAUGAUUUCAGUUACUUAAAAUUAAGACCAGAUCAUUCAUCAAGACCUAUCUGGAUUUCUCCAAGUGAUGGUAGAAUUAUUUUGGAAAGUUUCUCACCUUUGGCUGAACAAGCACAAGAUUUCUUAGUCACAAUAGCCGAACCUAUCAGUAGACCAUCUCACAUUCAUGAAUAUAAGAUUACUGCUUAUUCUUUAUAUGCAGCUGUCUCUGUUGGUCUUGAAACCGAUGAUAUUAUUUCUGUCUUGGACAGAUUAUCUAAGGUCCCUGUUGCUCAAUCAAUUAUAGAUUUCAUUAAAGGUGCUACCGUCUCAUAUGGUAAAGUAAAACUAGUUAUCAAACAUAAUAGAUAUUUCGUUGAAACUACUCAAGCUGAUAUAUUACAAAUGUUAUUGAGAGAUUCGAUCAUUGGUCCUUUAAGAAUCGAUAGUGAACAACAACAAAUGGACGGUGAAGAAAAUCAAACAAAUGAUUUGAAAACUUCUGAUACGAAAGCUAAUGUCAAUCCAAAUGAUGUUGAAGCGAUUUUUAGUGCCGUUGUAGGUGGUGAUAAUGAGAGAGACGAAGAUGAAGAUGAUUUAGAUGCAGUUCAUGCCUUUGAAAUAGGAAAUGAAGCGGUUGAAAUUGUAAAGAAGAGAUGUCAAGAAAUCGAUUAUCCCGUCCUGGAAGAGUAUGAUUUCAGAAAUGAUCAUCGUAAUCCAGAUUUAGAUAUUGAUUUGAAACCAUCUACUCAAAUUAGACCAUACCAAGAAAAAUCUCUAAGUAAGAUGUUUGGUAAUGGUCGUGCGAGAAGUGGGAUUAUUGUCUUACCAUGUGGUGCAGGUAAAACUUUAGUCGGUAUUACAGCCGCAUGUACUAUUAAAAAAUCGGUGAUUGUCCUAUGUACUUCUUCUGUGUCCGUUAUGCAAUGGAGACAACAAUUUUUACAAUGGUGUACUUUACAACCUGAAAAUUGUGCUGUUUUCACUUCUGACAACAAAGAAAUGUUUCAAACUGAAUCUGGUUUAGUCGUCUCAACAUACUCUAUGGUUGCCAAUACAAGAAAUAGAUCUCAUGAUUCUCAAAAAGUUAUGGACUUCUUAACCGGUAGAGAAUGGGGGUUCAUUAUUCUUGAUGAAGUUCAUGUUGUUCCAGCUGCUAUGUUCCGUAGAGUUGUUUCUACUAUUGCUGCACAUGCUAAGCUUGGAUUAACUGCAACCUUAGUCAGAGAAGAUGAUAAGAUUAGUGAUUUGAAUUUCUUAAUUGGCCCAAAAUUAUAUGAAGCUAACUGGAUGGAACUUUCUCAAAAGGGUCAUAUUGCUAACGUCCAAUGUGCGGAAGUGUGGUGUCCAAUGACCGCCGAGUUUUACCAAGAAUAUUUAAGAGAAUCUGCAAGAAAGAGAAUGCUGUUAUAUAUUAUGAAUCCUACCAAAUUUCAAGCAUGUCAAUUUUUGAUUCAAUACCACGAAAGAAGAGGUGAUAAGAUUAUUGUCUUUUCAGAUAACGUGUAUGCAUUACAAGAAUAUGCUCUUAAAUUAGGUAAGCCAUUUAUUUACGGUUCUACUCCACAACAAGAACGUAUGAAUAUUCUACAAAAUUUUCAAUACAACGAUCAGAUCAACACUAUAUUUUUAUCAAAGGUCGGUGAUACAUCCAUUGAUUUACCAGAAGCUACUUGUUUAAUUCAAAUUUCUUCUCAUUAUGGUUCUCGUCGUCAAGAAGCACAAAGAUUGGGUAGAAUUCUGAGAGCAAAGAGACGUAAUGAUGAAGGUUUCAAUGCAUUCUUCUACUCGUUAGUUUCAAAGGAUACCCAAGAGAUGUACUACUCAACAAAGAGACAAGCUUUCUUAGUUGAUCAAGGUUACGCAUUUAAAGUUAUUACUCAUUUACACGGCAUGGAAAAUCUACCUAACUUGGCCUAUGCUUCUGCAAGAGAACGUAGAGAACUAUUACAAGAAGUUCUGUUGAAGAAUGAAGAAGCUGCUGGUCUUGAAGUUGGUGAUGAUGCUGACAAUUCAAUUGGUCGUGGUUCUAACAUUCAUAAGAGAUUCAAAUCUAAGGCAGUAAGAGGUGAGGGUUCGUUGGCUGGUUUAGCUGGUGGUGAAGACAUGGCAUAUAUGGAAUACAGCACCAAUAAGAACAAGGAAUUGAAGGAACAUCAUCCUUUAAUUCGUAAAAUGUAUUACAAUAAUCUAAAGAAAUAA